Molecule: messenger RNA, 1644 nt
Organism: Lodderomyces oxycetoniae
Lineage: Eukaryota; Fungi; Ascomycota; Pichiomycetes; Serinales; Debaryomycetaceae
Gene: TRM1
Product: tRNA (guanine26-N2)-dimethyltransferase
Exons: 1
Coding region: 1-1644 (547 amino acids)
Biological process (GO): tRNA N2-guanine methylation
Cellular component (GO): nucleus
Molecular function (GO): tRNA (guanine(10)-N2)-methyltransferase activity; RNA binding
Source: RefSeq, a predicted model, not a curated record
AUGUACAAGCGAAUUGCAUCUCUUUUCCGACGAAGUAAGAUGGCAAGUGUAGAAUCUAAUGGAGAUAAAUCCCAAUUGGUUACCGAAUCAGCUUUCAACUAUACGACCGAGGGAAAAGCUACUAUUCUAACCCCGCAAAAAGAUGAGGUAUUUUAUAAUCCCAUCCAACAAUUUAAUCGAGAUUUAUCAGCAAUGUCGAUCAUUGCUUAUAAUCAGCUUCGGUUACAAGAAGCCAAAUCGAAAAACAACAAGAAAAGGAAACUCCAAGGUCUAACCAUAUUGGAGGCCUUAGCUGCAUCAGGGUUAAGAUCCUGUAGGUAUGGUUUGGAAAUUUCCCAAGUUCACAAAAUCGUUGCGAACGAUUUAUCUAGCGAAGCAGUGGAAUCGAUAAAUAGAAACAUUGAACAUAACGGUCUAACAGGAAAAGUGCAACUGAACCAAUCAGAUGCCAUAAAAUUCAUGAGUUCGACGAAUAUGAAAUUUCAUAUAAUUGAUCUUGAUCCAUAUGGUACAGCAUCGCCGUUUAUCGACUCGGCAAUUCAAUGUCUUGAAGAUGAAGGAAUGUUGCUAGUCACAUGUACUGAUGCAGCAGUACUUGCAGGGAGCGGAUAUCCCGAGAAGUGUUUUGCAUUAUAUGGAGGAAAUAACUUUGGUAGUUCUUAUAUAAAUAGCGAAACAAAUCACGAAGUGGGGAUCAGAUUGAUGCUCCAAUUGAUUGCCAAUACUGCUGCUAAAUAUAAGAAGGCAAUUGAGCCUAUGUUGAGUUUGAGUAUCGAUUACUAUUUUCGGGUAUGGGUUAAAGUCAAGACGAGUCCUGUUCGAGUUAAGAAUAUAUCUAGUGAAACUAUGUUAGCGUUUGGAUGUAAUGGAUGUGGCAACAAGGUUGUACAACCAUUGGGAAUAAAGAAAGAAUGUAAAUUUUCCUAUCCUAAAUUACAGCAAUCGGUUUCUAGUCAUUGUCCAUACUGCAACGGGUCAUUCAAUAUUGCAGGACCUAUGUAUGGCGGCGAAAUACACAACCCUGAAUUUCUUGACCAGAUUCUUGCUAUAAAUGAAAAGUCAGACAAGGAAAUAUACAAGACAACAGAACGUAUCAAGGGAAUGUUAACACUUGCCAAAAAUGAGUUGACUGGUGUUCCAUUUUUCUUUAACUUGAACCAAUUGAGUGCUCUAUUCAAGUCGCCGCCCAUUUCUAUUGAUCUGUAUAGUAGAGCAAUUGGUAAUUUGGGAUACAAUCUAAGCUUGACCCAUGCAAAAAAGAAUUGUAUUAAAACAGAUGCCCCAUGGAGUGUAAACCUUGAAGUGAUCAAACAAUGGAGUAGGGAAACCAAUGAGGCAUACUUGAAAGAGAUGAAAGAGAAGCAAGCAAAUGGGGAGGAGUUGAACGAUAAGAUCAAGGACAAAAUGGCCAAAUUGGACCAAGAUAUAAACUUCAACCCUAACUUAAGUCCCAAGUCACCUGGAGCUAAUAUCUUGAUGAAGACGAAGGAGUUGGAGUUAGAUGAAGAGAGAAAAUCGUUAAACAUUGAUUUUACAACUGAGAAUGAAGUAAGUAAGAAGAUUCUGAAGUUGAGAAAGCUCAAGAUGGUCCGAUAUCAAGAGAAUCCUAGAAAGAAUUGGGGUCCAAUGUCGAGACCAAAGUAG